UCUGGGCAGGAGGAGAGUCUUGGCUGUGAUGCCGCUGGAUGAUGGCUGCUUUCGGGAUCUUAAGUUACGAACACCGGCCAUUAAAGCGGCCCCGGCUCGGCCCUCCGGACGUUUAUCCCCAAGAUCCGAAGCAAAAAGAGGAUGAGUUGACUGCUUUGAAUGUGAAGCAAGGAUUCAAUAACCAACCAGCUGUGUCUGGUGAUGAACAUGGCAGUGCCAAAAAUGUCAACUUCAAUCCCUCAAAGAUCAGUUCAAACUUCAGCAGCAUCAUUGCAGAGAAGCUGAGAUACAACACGUUUCCAGAUACUGGCAAGCGUAAACCACAAGUCAACCAGAAGGAUAACUUCUGGCUUGUCACAGCAAGGUCACAGAGCUCCAUCAACAACUGGUUCACAGACUUAGCUGGGACCAAACCUCUAACGCAGCUGGCUAAAAAGGUACCAAUAUUUAGCAAAAAAGAGGAAGUUUUUGGAUAUUUGGCCAAGUACCUUGUCCCUGUGAUGCGUUCAGCAUGGAUGAUCAAGAUGACCUGUGCAUAUCAUGCAGCCAUCACAGAAACUAAAGUCAAGAAGAGACAUGUAAUUGAUCCUUGUAUAGAAUGGACCCAGAUCAUUACUAAGUAUCUUUGGGAGCAGCUUCAGAAGGUGGCAGAGUUUUAUAGACAGUUCCCUAGUCAGGGCUGCAGCUCACCUCUUCCAGCCAUGCCCACGGAUGUGGACACAGCCAUGAAGCAAUGGGAAUACAACGAGAAGCUGGCCAUGUUCAUGUUUCAGGAUGGUAUGUUAGAUAGACACGAGUUCCUGACAUGGGUGCUGGAGUGUUUUGAGAAGGUCCGACCUGGUGAAGACGAGCUUCUCAGACUUCUCCUGCCCCUCCUACUACAGUACUCAGGGGAAUUUGUACAGUCUGCUUACUUGUCACGAAGACUGGCUUACUUCUGCACACGCCGACUCAACCUGUUGCUAAGUGAUGGGAGCCUGGGCCCUGGCACAGGUGGGCAUCCAGCCCAUGGCAUCUUGACACAGCAAGCCAACGCUCUGCCCCCCACCCCAACUUCCCAGCCAGCAGGGGGUAACCAGCCCCAGACACCUUUCACUGAUUUCUACAUCUGCCCUCAGCACAGGCCUCUGGUGUUUGGCCUCAGCUGCAUGUUACAGAGCAUAGUGUUAUGCUGUCCCAGUGCUCUCGUGUGGCAUUACUCUUUAACUGACAGCAGAAACAAGACUGGUUCACCUCUGGACCUCCUGCCCAUUGCCCCCUCCAGUUUGCCAAUGCCAGGAGGAAACACUGCUUUUACACAGCAGGUUCGUGCAAAAUUGCGAGAAAUUGAGGAGCAAAUUAAGGAGCGAGGCCAGGCCGUGGAGUUCAGGUGGUCAUUUGAUAAAUGCCAAGAGACGACAGCUGGGUUCACCAUCGGGAGAGUUCUACACACCCUGGAGGUUUUAGACAACCACAGUUUUGAGAAGUCUGACUUUAACAACUCAUUGGAUUCACUCUACAACAGGAUAUUUGGUUCAGGCCAGAGUAAAGAUGGCCAUGAGAUGUCACCUGAUGAUGAUGCGGUGGUGACCUUGCUUUGUGAGUGGGCAGUUUGCUGUAAGCGUUCUGGCAGACAUAGAGCCAUGGUGGUGGCCAAGCUGCUGGAAAAGAGACAAGCUGAAAUAGAAGCAGAGCGCUGUGGCGAGUCUGAGGUGGUGGAUGAAAAGGGCUCUGUAUCAUCCGGAUCCCUCUCAGCUGCCACAUUGCCAGUCUUUCAGGAUGUACUGCUGCAGUUUCUCGAUACUCAGGCCCCCACGCUAACGGAGCCUGGAAAUGAAAGCGAACGAGUGGAAUUCUCCAACCUGGUUCUUCUUUUCUGUGAGCUCAUCCGUCACGAUGUCUUUUCCCACAACAUUUACAUGUGCACACUGAUCUCCCGUGGCGACCUGGCUUCUGACUCCCACCUGCCACGUCCUCGUUCCCCCAGCGACGAGCCCUCCGAUGAAUCAGAGCGCAAAGAGCAGGAUGCAGGCAGCAGUGUCAAGAUGGAGGACACUGGACUGUCUGAGUCAAUGGAAAUUGAUCACAACUCCAGUGCUAAUUUUGAUGAGAUGUUCUCACCUCCAAUGCACUGUGAGUCCAAAGGGAGCCCCUCUCCGGAGAAACCUGCUCCAGAGCAGGACAGCAAGGCCGGUUGUAAGGACAAAGGCAUGGACCCUGCCUUUCCCCAACUGUAUGAGCAACCCCGACACAUUCAGUAUGCCACUCACUUCCCUAUUCCUCAGGAGGAAAGUGCCAGUCAUGAAUGCAACCAGCGUUUAGUGGUCCUCUACGGUGUAGGCAAACUGAGAGAUGAAGCACGACACACCAUCAAGAAAAUUACCAAAGACAUCUUGAAGGUGCUCAAUCGCAAAAGCACAGCUGAAACAGGAGGGGAGGAAGGACAAAAGAGGAAGAGGAGUAAGCCGGAGGCCUUUCCCACUGCAGAGGACAUCUUUUCCAAAUUCCAGCUCCUCUCCCACUUUGACCAGCACCAGGUCACCUCCCAGGUGUCCAGAAAUGUUCUUGAGCAGAUCACCAGCUUUGCCUUAGGGAUGUCUUAUCACCUUCCUCUUGUCCAGCACAUUCAGUUCAUCUUUGACCUCAUGGAGUACUCCCUCAACAUCAGUGGCCUCAUAGACUUUGCUAAUCAGCUUCUGAACGAGUUGAGUCUGGUGGAAGCCGAACUGCUGCUGAAGUCAUCCAGCCUGGUGGGCAGCUACACCACCAGCCUGUGUCUGUGUAUUGUAGCUGUGCUGAGGAGAUACCAUUCCUGUCUCAUUCUUAACCCCGAGCAGACAGCACAAGUUUUUGAUGGGUUGCGCAUUGUGGUGAAGUCAGGUGUGAACCCUGCAGACUGUUCCUCUGCUGAGCGCUGUAUCUUGGCCUACUUGUAUGAUCUCUACACUUCCUGCAACCUCAAGAACAAGUUUGGAGAGAUCUUUAGUGAGUUCUGCUCUAAAGUGAAAAACUCCAUCUACUGUAAUAUUGACCCGUCAGACUCUAAUAUGCUUUGGGAUCCUGCAUUCAUGAUGGAGGCCAUCGCCAAUCCCUCAGCUGUCAACUUCAAUCACUCCAUGGUGGGCAAAAUCCUCAACGACAGCCCAGCCAACCGCUACAGUUUUGUUUGUAACGUACUCAUGGAUGUUUGCGUGGACCACCGAGACCCUGAAAGGGUGAACGAUAUCGGGAUCCUGUGUGCAGAGCUGACGGCAUACUGUCGCUCUUUGAGUGCAGAGUGGCUUGGCAUCCUCAAAGCUCUUUGCUGCUCCUCUAAUAAUGGGAACUGUGGCUUCAAUGACUUGCUGUGUAACGUGGAUGUUAGUGAUUUGUCCUUCCAUGACUCCCUGGCAACCUUCGUAGCUAUUCUCAUUGCUAGACAGUGCUUGCUCCUGGAAGACCUAGUCCGCUGUGUGGCCAUUCCCUCCCUUCUCAAUGCAGCCUGCAGUGAGCAGGACUCUGAGCCAGGAGCCAGACUCACCUGCAGAAUUCUCCUACAUCUUUUUAAGACACCACAGCGCAACCCUGUCCCCCAAGAUGGUGUUAAAUCAGACAAAUCCUCUGUUGGAAUUCGGUCAUCUUGUGAUCGCCACCUUCUUGCUGCCUCCCAGAAUAGCAUAGUAGUUGGAGCGGUAUUUGCUGUCCUCAAAGCUGUAUUUAUGCUGGGUGAUGCUGAGCUACGAGGAUCAGGUCUGUCACAUCCUGCUGGCCUCGAUGACAUAUCUGAGGGGCGCAAUGUCUCCAUAGAAACAGCAAGCUUGGAUGUAUAUGCAAAGUAUGUUCUGAAGACGAUCUGCCAGCAGGAAUGGGUUGGAGAACGCUGCUUGAAGUCCCUCUCCGAGGACAGUAGUGCCCUGCAGGAUCCUGUUCUAGUAAACAUUCAGGCCCAGCGGUUACUGCAGCUUAUCUGCUAUCCCCACCGCCAGCUAGACAGUGAUGAAGGAGACAACCCUCAGAGGCAACGUAUCAAACGCAUCCUUCAGAAUAUGGACCAGUGGACAAUGAGGCAGUCGUCUCUGGAGCUGCAGCUGAUGAUCAAACAGAGCACAAACAAUGAGCUUUACUCUCUCCUGGAAAACAUAGCUAAGGCCACUAUAGAGGUUUUCCAGAAAUCAGCUGAGAUAAACUCCAGUAACCCCUCAGUAAAUGGAGCAGCAGCCCAAGGUGGCCCUGCAUCCAAUAACAACAGCACCACGAGCAAGAUGAAACCUAUUUUAAGCUCAUCAGAGCGAUCAGGUGUUUGGCUGGUGGCUCCAUUGAUAGCCAAGCUGCCCACCUCGGUUCAGGGUCAUGUACUGAAGGCAGCUGGAGAGGAGCUAGAGAAAGGACAGCACCUUGGUUCUUCCUCUCGCAAGGAGAGGGAUAGGCAGAAGCAGAAAAGUAUGUCUUUACUGAGCCAGCAGCCGUUCCUGUCUUUGGUACUGACCUGCCUGAAGGGGCAGGAUGAACAGAGGGAAGGCCUUCUCACCUCCCUCUAUAGCCAAGUGCAGCAGAUUGUCACCAACUGGAGAGAGGAUCAGUACCAGGAUGACUGCAAAGCAAAGCAAAUGAUGCAUGAGGCUCUAAAACUACGACUGAAUCUUGUCGGUGGCAUGUUUGACACAGUGCAGCGCAGCACUCAGCAGACCACGGAGUGGGCAGUACUGCUCCUCGACAUCAUCAGUAGCGGUACAGUUGACAUGCAGUCCAAUAACGAGCUCUUCACAACUGUGCUGGACAUGUUGAGUGUGCUGAUAAAUGGUACACUAGCUGCUGAUAUGUCCAGCAUCUCUCAGGGCAGCAUGGAGGAGAAUAAGAGGGCUUACAUGAACCUGGUCAAGAAGCUCAGGAAAGAGCUUGGAGAUCGGCAGUCAGAAAGUUUGGAAAAGGUUCGCCAGCUUCUGCCACUGCCAAAGCAAACUCGUGAUGUCAUAACCUGUGAACCUCAAGGCUCGCUAAUAGACACGAAGGGCAACAAAAUUGCGGGCUUUGAGAAGGAGGGUCUCCAAGUAUCAACCAAACAGAAGAUUUCUCCAUGGGAUGUCUUUGAGGGUCUAAAACACUCCGCCCCUCUUUCCUGGGGCUGGUUUGGUACAGUGCGCGUGGACCGCAAGAUCACCAAAUUUGAGGAGCAGCAGCGUUUCCUGCUUUACCACACCCACCAGAAGCCCAAACCUCGUAGCUAUUACCUGGAGCCACUCAAACUACUCCCUGAAGAAGAGGAGCCUCUAACACCCGUUUCCCAAGAGCCAGAGAAGAAGAUAAUGGAGGCAGUGAAACAAGAGAAAAAUGUACCAGCUGUCCCCUCUGAGUCAAAAGCAAAGAAGAAUAACAAGAAAAGGAAAACUUCCACCAAGACAGAGCAGGACUAUAGUAACCGCACAGCGAGUGGUGUAACCUAUGCGCCUAAUAUGGCAGACUUGAUGCCGAGCCACACAUAUGGCAGGCCUACCCUAUCCUAUAACCCACAGACCAUUGGCAUGUACACACAGAACCAGCCUCUUCCUCCAGGUGGUCCAGGUUUAGAACCUCCCUACAGACCUGCCCGUAACCCACAGAUGAACAAAAUGAUGCCCACUCGGCCCAGCUAUCCAGCCAUGAUGUCUGGCAUGCAGGGUAACAUGACUGGUAUGAUGGGACUGGACAAGCAAUACCCACUGGGUUAUAAACCCCAGCCUAGCUUGCCUCAGGGCCAAAUGCUGCGACAUCAGUUACAGGUCAGACUGCAGAAUCAAGGCAUUAUGGGGCAGCAGAUCAGACAAAUGACACCUAACCAGCCAUACCCUUCAAUGCAAACAUCACAGAACAUAUCUCAGGGCUAUACCACAUAUGGAUCACACAUGGGCAUGCAGCAGCAUCCUUCCCAAGGUGGUGGUAUAGUUGCCCCCGCCUAUGGGAACCAAAACUUCCAGGGUACCCAUCCUGGAGCCAACCCAGCUGUGGUGGAUCCUCUUAGGCAAAUGCCACAGAGGUCCAGUGGUUACGUUCACCAGCAGGCACCUGGCUACGCACACAAUAUGCAGAACACACAGAGGUUUGCCAAUCAACCCCUCCAGCAGAAUCCUAUCAUGCACAAUCUUGGUCAUAUGGGAGCCCAGGGAGUCCAUCCAGGCCUGAGGCCAAAUCAGAUGCUGGCAGAGCAGCAGCAGCAGCAACAACAAGCAGCACAGCAACAGCAGUACCUCAAAUUCAGACAGCAGCAACAACAGCAGCAGGCCCAAGUUCAACAACAACAACAAGCCCAAGUUCAACAACAGCAGCAGGUUCAGCCACAGCAGGUUCAGCCACAGCAGGUUCCUCCUCAACAACAAGUUCCACAGCAGCAGCAGCAGCAGCAGCAGCAGGUGUCGACGGUGCCUCCCCCAGGACAGGCACCAAACCAGGGCCUGAGCAUGCAGCCGCUGCCCCCCCAGCAACCCAUGUUUCCACGACAGGGCAUGCAGCAGACACAGCAGCAGCAGCAGACCGCAGCUCUUGUAAGACAGCUGCAGCAACAGCUUUCAAAUACACAACCAGGACAGGGCACCAACUCAUAUUACUGAUCAUGCUUGUUUAUAGUAGUGUGUGGAGAUGAUGCCCAUUAUGUGGGGAGAACGGGAGCGCCCUGUAAAAAUUGUCUUAGAGGGAAGACAGUUGAGAGUGCAGAGGACCACCAAACAGAUUAACCAAAUCUCAGCUUUGACCACUGAGGCAACAAUGUGAAAAUAUCAUGACUUCAGUUGUGUAAUCAUGGAUUAUGAAAGGGGGGGAGCCUCAUCUGAAGUAAACACUUAAUGGUUAAUGAUGGAAAAGUCUAUGUAAAAAAAAUUACCACAAAUUAUAAGAAUGCAAUUUUUUAUUUUAUUUCAAUUUGUAAAUUUUUUCAGUUUCAUGUAUUUCUCAUUAAAAAAAUCAUGUCAGUUUUCAUGUCUUGUACUUGUGUUGACUGCCUGUUGAACACUUUGAUAUUAUGAGAGAAAAUAGCCAUCCCAGCAUGAUGCAGUGUGAGAGAUGAGUUUGUAAUAACGCAGGUUGGAAAAGUUUUACAGGAUUGUUUUUGUUUCACUUUAUUUGGCAGGAUUGUCAAGAAAUAAGUUUCUCAGUAACGGGUAAAAAGGAUCCAUCAUCCUUUACACCUGGACCCUGCAACUUAGAUAUUUACAAUGUUGUCGUCGUUAGCUUUACUUAUAUUGUUUUCCUAUUGUGAUGUCAAUGUGCUUACUGGUAAAUGUUUUACACUUGUAAAGUGGAGGAUUAUCAUUUCAGAGUGAGAAGGUCCGUGUUUUACUUAUCCUCUUGUGUUCGGUAAUGGUAUGCUUGAAAAAGAUAGUCCUAGUACAUGGUUUGGCACAGUGCAGCAGAAAAUGUACAUCUGUAAUUAAAACCAAAUUUAAUAGUU
Melanotaenia boesemani (Boeseman's rainbowfish) is the source of this 7375-nucleotide messenger RNA. RefSeq names its product mediator complex subunit 12 (gene med12). The coding region runs from base 39 to 6539 and encodes 2166 amino acids. The record is from RefSeq and is a predicted model, not a curated record. Gene Ontology annotation, molecular function: beta-catenin binding; transcription coactivator activity. Lineage: Eukaryota; Metazoa; Chordata; Actinopteri; Atheriniformes; Melanotaeniidae. The transcript is spliced from 43 exons. Gene Ontology annotation, biological process: regulation of transcription by RNA polymerase II. Gene Ontology annotation, cellular component: mediator complex.